Haemonchus placei is the source of this 354-nucleotide messenger RNA. The record is from the annotation of a GenBank genome assembly. Lineage: Eukaryota; Metazoa; Nematoda; Chromadorea; Rhabditida; Trichostrongylidae.
AUGGAGGAGACUAUGCUGGCAUCAGGUCCGAAAUCGGAAAAUUCUGCAAAGAAAAAGCCAACCAAAGGCGAUAUCAGACAAGGCAUGGCAAUUGUGGGAGCUACGAUGCCAACAAAUACUAAAGAAUCGCCGAAAAAGAGUCUCAUGGCCGUAGCGGACGAAAAGAAGGCGAAAACGAAGAAGCUCGAACGCGCUGAAUCGGAAAAGGAAGAAAUAGGACGAUCAGAGAAGAAAUUAUCAGAAAUAACAGCAGAGGAGGAGAAAGGCGUGAAGAAAAGUAGCAUAACAAGAUCAAACGGAAAAGCCGCCAAGAAAACGCUCGAUGACAAAGCGAUCCAAAAAGAAAGUGAGUAA